AUGCACCGACACUCUAUGCCCUGCAACGUGGCCAGUGUGUUUGUCCUGAUCCUGCAUAAAAGCGGGCAGCCGGGAUGGGGGAAAACACGGAGCGGCAGCCGGUGGAGCCCGAAAGCAUGCGUGGCUGUAUUUUCGGUAGCGGAGCCCCAGCCGGAGCUGCCAAGGGCUCCCCUAGCAGCCCCAGGGGAGGACAAGCCGCUGCCCUGUGGCAGUUGCCAGCCUUCCCAUCACAUCCGUAGACACUGGUUCUGCUCCUCCGGCCCCACCAAAUACAGAGGAGAGGGAGACAACAGAUACCAGCAAAGCAUUCCUAAAACACGAUGUGCUACACAAGUUCCCAGUAGCGACAGACGCCUAAAGGAGCCUGUUUGUGUGCUGUGGCCACGUUCUGCUGUGACUGGAUCUUGUCUUCUGCCUGGCUCCUUGAUUUCCGUCCGGCUGGAUUUGGGGACAACACUGCCUGGCGCAGACAGAUCAAAUGACACUUCAAAGAAGCAUAAAAUGAACAGACUAUUCAAUCAAACAAAGACCUGGGCAGCAGUACGCCAGCAAGAGGGCAUGUUCUGCCCGCCUAGAAGUCCUAAGAAAUCGAGGAUCUCCCCUAAAACAUUCACAUACAAGAUACGUGCAAUCAAGCUGCCUGCACUUGGUAAAAAGAUCAUGAUGCCUAACCCAAUGAUCCGGAGCAGAUCUUUGAAUCAGCUGUCACUUCUAUAGAAUGGGAUUUCCCCCUUCUUCCUCUUUAACCACGUUGGAAACUGCCGAUGGUUUUAUACCUCUCAGUAGAGGAAGGCUAAAGAAUCUUACGUGAGAAUGAAGCAAUUUACAAUGCAAAUAGAGGCCUGUGAAGAGAAGGACGCUGCUGCUCACCCCCAACAGCUUGCUGCACCUUAGUCGCUGGUCUUAUUUUCUGAUACUAAUAGAUGAAUUGUUGGCUAACUAUGCUGGAGAUUAUUUGCUGGAAGGGGAAAAAAGUUUGGAAUAAACUCUGAAUGCAACAGAUCUCAUUUGGAUGUUCUAGCCGCACACACUCAGACAGAAACCAGGUCCUGCUUACAUGAAAGGAGAAGCUUAAACCGCGGCAAGUAUCCCGGAGGACUACGCUUCCCUAAAGCCAAAGAGGAUCGGGGUCUGGAGUCCAGCCAGAGGAAGACAGCCUUGUGAGGGAAGCGAGUUGUUAUCUUUGGUUAUCUAGCUGUAUGAGUGUAUUGGUCUUCAUAAAGCUAGAUAACCGAAAGUAAAAACUCCUUCAAGAUCGCCGAGGAGCGUUCCGGAAAGAAAGACUGCAACCAAGAGACAGUAUAAACCAGAAAGGUCAGGAAUGCUUAUUGAAUCUAACUUUUUUUUAUCUUAUGAUUGAAAGUGGGAUGCAAGGAAAUUAAGUGACACACAUAUUGAAAGGGGUCAGGCUUUGAGGGGGUUGUACAACUGGAGAGGAGAAUUGUGUAGUGUUUUUAAUGGGUGAAGAUGCAUGUAUUUUCUAUAUUGUUCAUUUUGAAGCAAACGUUUACAUAUGAGGUUUUUUUUUUCUUAGAAAGCUGUUAUAGCGAUGUCUGGUACCUCGUUUAAAAAUGAUUUCAUAAUUAUGUAGAUUUGGGCUGUUCCUAUCUGAGGCCCCUCCCCCAAGUUUGAAGCUUGUGCCUGGAAACUUUCUAUGUAUUUGGGUGUGUACAUCAAAUUCUGUGAAGUUAGACUUUCAGUAAAGCUUAUACUGGAAGGUUAAUAAUUUAUAUCUACCAGAGGACUUAGAGCUAGCAGGGAAAAGGGGUGGGGGCAAAGGCUGAUUUUUAUUCUUCUAUUCAAAAUACAAGGACAGAUGCUUCUCUGUUCCAAGAGGGUUUCCUUGAGGAAGCUACUGAAGCAGAAAGACAUGAUGGAGACGAGAUCGCCUCCCCUCUUGUCAAAGUGUUAAAAAAAUGUUCUGUCUUACUCUGCGCCUAGCAUUGGAAAUGAAAGUGACAUUUACGCCACAACCCACGUGUGCGCCUCCUCUCUUUUUGUUUAAGGAUGAUCGGGUCUAUCCAGGAAACAGCUCUGGCAUCCCAAACUGAAAUAAUUAGGACGUAUAUAGACCUGACAAAAAUGGAAAGGGGGUGGGGAAUCUGAGGGUCUGUCUUGCCUAAUUGAUUCCGCUAAACGGAAAGCAGGAGAUGUGAACGGCAGGACGCUCCGAUUCCCACGCUCGGGGGCAAGUGGUAAAGCCUGGCCGGCAGCCUAUGACAGACAGCCCUGUUGGGGGGUAGGGGUAUGAAAAAAACAUCAAGCACACACACACCAUACUCAUCUCCAUCGCUUAAGAAAGUAAAGGCAUUUCCCACCCACAGCCAUCUGCAGCUUCCCAAAUGGCAACACCAACUGGUUGGUAGCUGCUAUGUACUGUCUCUGCUCAUUUUUAAACCUCUGUUUAAUCUGGCCAUGAUUAAAUUUGGAUUUUUCCUUUGGUUGAAAUUUUCACCAUUUAAGGAAAGCAAGUGGAAAGGUUGCCAAGAGCGCCCCAGGACUGCAUGCCCUUCUCCUCAGAGAAGUCCUCAGUAUGUGUUUAGGGCCUUGUGGCCACCUUUGGCUUUUGUUUUGGCUGUGUUAUAUUUUAAAGUCAUGUCUCAUAGCACUCAUUAUUAUGACUUACUUCAUCGGGUUGUUUACUUCCUUGUGUGACACACAGGAACUUGGCCUACUUAUGCUAAUCUACAUUCUGGAAAUAAAGCUUUAAAGUCAUCAGUCUGUAGAAAGUUGAUUACAGUCACAAUAUGUUAAAGAACUUGUUUUGUUUUAGAAUAGGCCUAACAGGAUGUGUUUUUUUGUUUUUCCUUUCCUCCUCCUCUUCCUUUUCUUCCUCCUCUUCCUCCUUUUCCUCCUCUUCCCUCUUCUUCUAAAAGUAACUAGUCCCAGCAUAAACUUUGAGGACUUGGAGAAACACUGUAGUCCUUUUUUGAAGUCCCCUGUAUUCUGUUACAUUUUAUAAGGCAAACAUUUGUAUAGGCAUUUGCACAUAAAUACAAGCAUUGCAAUGAAGAAAAAAAAUUCCAAAAUUGCUUCUUUUCUUUCAUAUGGCCUAAAUUACUGACACUCCCAAAUGCAUAAGUUUUCUUCAGGGACAGUACAUUUUUCUUUAUAAGCUUCAACUUCUUGUAAGAUUGAGACCAGAGAAACCUGUCAAGCCACUGGUAGUUUCAUUUAGAAAAGCCAAGAGACUUUAAUAACACAACUUCUCAGUUUGGCCGCUGUACACGUGCCAGAGUUUGACUGCUGUAGAGGCAAUCGAGAAGACCCUUGUUUAUUUACCUUUGAAGCACUGUUUGUGCAAACAAGCAUUCAUUGUUAAGGGCCUGUAUUCCUUUCAUUUGCUUCAUGUCCAGGGGUGCUAUUUACCUAGAACCAUUGUCUACUACAAUUAACAUUUACAUUACAAAGUGUGUGCUUUUCUUUCUCAAGGAGGUUCAAUUAAGGCAAUAAGAUGUUUGCUGGGGAAACCUAUUGUUUACUCAAAGCACUCAAUGGAGUCAAAUUACUGAAGUUUUUGCCUACAUCUUGGGUCAUUUAUGUAAAUAUGUUAACUAUAACAUCUAAGGAAAAUAAACAAUAUUAAAAUUAUGUGUUUGCCAUUGUCAUAUCCAACUUGCUUUGUAUCAUACUAAUGUUACAUAACUUAUCGAUCAAUAAAAAUACAUUUCAAUGUUA
Molecule: messenger RNA, 3678 nt
Organism: Mus pahari (shrew mouse)
Lineage: Eukaryota; Metazoa; Chordata; Mammalia; Rodentia; Muridae
Exons: 6
Coding region: 1-717 (238 amino acids)
Source: RefSeq, a predicted model, not a curated record